Messenger RNA from Anoplophora glabripennis (Asian longhorned beetle), 1113 nucleotides. RefSeq lists its product as uncharacterized. The transcript has 5 exons. Lineage: Eukaryota; Metazoa; Arthropoda; Insecta; Coleoptera; Cerambycidae. The coding region runs from base 1 to 1113 and encodes 370 amino acids. The record is from RefSeq and is a predicted model, not a curated record.
AUGGUGCAGAGGAUCCAGUGUCUUGGCCAGCCAGACUGCCAUAUCGAAACCACCUGGACUACUAUGGGGUUAUCUGAAAUGCUUGUACGGUACAUUGUACAUUCUUACCAGACGGUGGUCUUCCUUGGGCUAGCGGUGGACUCGACUGCUCGCUGCGACGACGGGUGGCUGACGACUGAACUAGAGAUUAGUGACACAAAGGAACUUAGGCGUAGCAAGAGAUCUGGCUGGAAGGCAUACUGCAGUGAGCUGGAGUCCCUGCCGGAGGCAGCCAGAUUAAUGAAGAUCUUAAGCUGCGACAAAAGGGAGAAAUUAGAAUCAUUAAAGAGGGAAGAUGGGACUUGGACCACUUCCAGCGAGGAGUGUUUAGAACUUCUGCUGGAAACUCACUUUUCAGGUGGAGGCCAUGUCGUCGAGGGCACCAGGGCGGAGCCAAUGCCACAAGCAGAUUGGCUCCUGGCCGAGGAGCUCAUUGGCGACGAGGCAGUAACCUGGACAGUGAAUGAGUUCGAACCCUACAAGGCAGCGGGGCCGGACGGAGUUUUCCCGUCGUUUUUGCAGAGGGGCCUGGACAUUCUCUUGCCAUGUAUGGCUUGGAGGUCAGCCAAGGUGGUCUUCAUCCCCAAGGCUGGGAAGGAAGACUACACUGCGGCGAAGUCUUUUAGGCCUAUCAGUCUCAUAUCCUUUCUGUUUAAAACGAUGGAAAGGAUUGUGGACAGGUAUCUGGUGGAUGGGGCGUUGAGUAGAUACCCAAUCCACACGAACCAGCACGCCUAUAGGCGGGGCAGGUCCACGGAGACGGCCUUACAUAGUGUCACACAUAAAGUAGAGAAGGCCCUUCAGUACAAGGAGGUUGUAUUGGCAAUAUUCUUUGACAUAGAAGGUGCCUUCGACAAGGCAAAAACUGAGACCAUAUGCAACUCGCUCCAAGACCGGGGCACAUCGCCUAUCGUGGUCGAAUGGGUGAGUUCCGCAUUGAAGGAAAGGAAGUAUUAUUCAGUGAUGCCGCUAGAUGUUCUAGUAGGAAUAGCCAUGAGCAUGGGGCCCAUAUUAAGUACAUGGCCCAUAUUCGGACCUUCUCCUCUACCGUACUCGGAUUCGGACUCGAAAUAA